ACUUCUCUUUAUCAUUAAUUCACAGAUCUCAACUUCACCUUUUUUUCUUCUUCUUCUUCUUCUUCUAAUCUGGACUACUGCAGCCAAACGUGUCUGUUCGCACUUCUUUGUUGGAUCGUUUGAGGCACAAUAAAUCCGAGAUUCGGUCAACCCCGCAAACUCGCUUGUCGCUACUCGUACAAGUGCAGCCAACCAGCCAACUUAAUUUGCCCUUGAGGGAAUCCCCCAGCCGAGCCUCCCCCCAGCGCAGCGCCAGUCCCAGCAACGCCAGUGCCAGUGCCAGUCAUAGGCCGUGGCCAUAUCUACCAUCCAAGCCCUUGACCUGUCCGGCCUACCUUUUCCUCUGCCCUUCCCUUGACGUCGACACCCAUCCCAACUGCUGUUCCACUUCACAUCCAUCAUCGCAAGUUCGCGUCGCAUACACAGUACCAACUAGAACUACACGAAAACCCCUUUAAAUCGCCUUGCGCAGGCGCGGUUAGCCAUUACCAUGGCCUCCGGAUCACCACCAAAGCCCUGGGAGACCAGUGGAGGCCAAACCAGUGCCUCGGUUGGCCUCACUGGUUCAUCUAGCGCUGCUGCGGUACCCACAGCAUCGGGAGCGGCACCGCCUCCGUUACCUGAACUGCCAAACGCCCUCAACUCCGUGGCAAACCGCAAUGCCACCAACUACUCCACAAUGAACGCAAAUCGAUACGGUUCGCCCUACAGCAGUGGCUAUGGAGGCUACAACUCAUAUUCAUCCCCCUACUCGCGGUUAGGUGGCGGCGCCUACGGAUCGAUGUACGGCGGAGGUUUGGGCGGCAUGUACGGAGGCAUGGGAGGUAUGGGAGGCAUGGGGAUGGGGAUGGGAAUGGGUGGCAUGUACGGGGGAAUGGGCAUGCCCGGCGAUCCCAACAACCAAAGCCUUACACAGUCCUUCGGCCAGAGCACACAGGCGACCUUCCAGCUGAUUGAAGGCAUCGUUGGCGCAUUUGGUGGAUUCGCGCAGAUGCUAGAGAGCACAUACAUGGCGACACACUCGUCCUUCUUUGCGAUGGUAUCUGUGGCCGAGCAGUUCGGAAACCUACGACAGACUCUCGGUUCAGUCCUCGGCAUCUUCACAAUUAUGCGAUGGAUACGGACCGCCAUUGCAAAACUCACAGGACGACCCCUACCCGCGUCUUCGGGUGAGCUCACACCAGCAAACUUCGCGGCUUUCUCCGGGCGCAACCCGGACGGCAGCCCCAACCCAAGACCGUCGCGAAAGCCAUUCAUCAUGUUCAUGUUGGCUGUCUUCGGUCUCCCCUACUUGAUGGGCAAACUCAUCAAGGCCCUCGCAAGGACACACGAGGAGGAAGAGAAGAAGAGGAUGUUGGAGAACCCACAGGCAUACGGCGAACAGCUCGACCCGAACAAGCUCGAGUUUUGCCGAUUGCUAUACGAUUUCACCCCUGAUACAAACAUGAACUCUGUACAGGGUCUUGACCUUGCAGUCAAGAAGGGCGACAUGGUUGCUGUUCUCAGCAAGACAGACCCAAUGGGCAACGCAUCAGAGUGGUGGCGAUGCCGCGCACGAGAUGGCAGGAUGGGCUAUCUCCCAGGUGUCUAUCUGGAAGUAAUCCAGCGACGACAACCUGCCGCUAUCACUAGCGGCAGCCAGGCCGGCAGCCCUGCCGGCAGCAGAACCCAAACCAUGACAAACACCAGUUUGGCCAACAGCCAAGCGGCAACACUUGUAAACGCAAAGCAGCCCGAGAAGGCCCCCGAGGUGAAGGGCAAGGCGGGUGACAUGGGAGUCGAGAGCUUUCAGAAGGGCGCGUUCUACUCAUGAGUUUUCAUAACCAUCUUUACAUCAUCCACGGCGUACCUUUUUCUUUCUUGUGAUAUACUUGGGGGCUUUUCAUUCACUGUCAUCAUUUUCGAUGGGCUAUUUUCUAUGUAGGAUUCUGGACAAAAGCUUCGCUAUGGCGUGCGCAUUUGCGACGGGUGCUCGGC
Molecule: messenger RNA, 1977 nt
Organism: Aaosphaeria arxii CBS 175.79
Lineage: Eukaryota; Fungi; Ascomycota; Dothideomycetes; Pleosporales
Exons: 3
Coding region: 491-1813 (440 amino acids)
Biological process (GO): protein import into peroxisome matrix, docking
Cellular component (GO): peroxisomal membrane; peroxisomal importomer complex; peroxisome
Molecular function (GO): protein binding
Source: RefSeq, a predicted model, not a curated record